ACCUUAGCUAUGAUCACCUCGCGAUAUAUCCUUUGGACCCUGGCAUGCAUGCCUGCAGCUACGUUUGGCCGGUCACUCUUCAGGUUGUUUGGCACUCAGACCGCUCUACACGAUCAAUCCAAGUGUGAUGGCACAGGAAUCGUCGAUCCAGAUGGCCAUUGUAAUGGCACUGGAAUAGUGGACGACCCAGCCCCGCAUGGACGAGAGGGCUUCAAAUUUGAAAAUCCCUCUUCCAAGUGCCAGUAUGUGUCCCAAAUGCACAUCUGGGACUCCUUCAAACACCUGGAGAAGGACAUGAGUAAGUUGUUUACGCUGAUCCACAAAGACGUGGACUUCACCGUCGUCGGGCACCACCCGAUCGCCGGCCACUACCACGACCUGCUGCACUUUUAUGUCAAUGCUCUGCGUCGAGUCAGUAUGUUGUUUAUGGACCAUGCAGAAUUGUUUGAGAUCCACCCGCAGGGUAUCUAUGGCGGUUGUAACAGCGAAUGGUCGGUACAGGAAAUCCAAUUCAAGGGCGUGAUGAACUCCGGCGACAAAUUCGACAUCAUCAAUGUGUGGUUCACUCGGUGGGAUGAAGGCCAAAUGGUUGAGAUUCGGACGUAUAUCGAUGCACCGAAGAUCAUGGAUGCGCUGCACAAGAAUGAAAUCUGGUGGAAUGGCACGACACUGCGGGACAACCUGCUUUACAUGCCGGGACCCGCGGGGAUGCCUGACUUGAAAGAAAUUGAACAGCUGCUGGGAUAUCCCAAUGGCAGCAAAUAUGAUUGA
Messenger RNA from Penicillium nucicola, 771 nucleotides. Its product is annotated as nuclear transport factor 2 family protein. NCBI's taxonomy places the organism in Eukaryota, Fungi, Ascomycota, Eurotiomycetes, Eurotiales, Aspergillaceae. Gene Ontology annotation, biological process: response to xenobiotic stimulus. The annotation marks the transcript as partial. The record is from RefSeq and is a predicted model, not a curated record. Gene Ontology annotation, molecular function: DNA-binding transcription factor activity. The transcript has 2 exons.